Messenger RNA from Rubroshorea leprosula, 2208 nucleotides. The record is from the annotation of a GenBank genome assembly. Lineage: Eukaryota; Viridiplantae; Streptophyta; Magnoliopsida; Malvales; Dipterocarpaceae.
GCAAGAGGGUUAUUAGAUCCAAGUUUUCUGCUUUAGGUUUUCCAAUCUAAAGCGUUUGAGUUUUUGCUCUAGGCUCAAUAUGGUCUUCACUUUGGGGUCUUAGACUCUCGCAGGAUGUGGAAAAAGGCACUCUCCUUACCCCAACAAAGACUCUUCUCCUCCACACCUGAAGUCCCAUCGCUUUACUCCUUUCUCCAACCCUCACUCUUUUCCCUCAAAACCUCACAACCGUUGCCUCCACAAUCACAGAACCCCACCAACCCUCAAACUGAAUCCCUCACCCAUGAGCAAAUAUCCACCCUGGAAUCCACCCUCCACAAAUCCCUCCUCACCCAAAAUACUGAUGAGGCAUGGAAGUCCUUCAAGUCACUCACAACCAGCUCUGCUUUCCCUAGUAAAUCGAUCACUAACUCACUAAUUACCCACUUAUCCUCCUCCAAUGAUGUCCACAAUCUCAAGAGGGCAUUUGCUUCUGCUGUUUAUGUCAUAGAGAAGAGCCCAAAGUUGCUAGAUUUUGAAACUGUGCGUACCCUCUUGAAUUCCAUGAAAUGUGCCAACACUGCUGCCCCUGCUUUUGCUCUGGUCAAGUGCAUGUUCAAGAACAGGUAUUUCAUGCCUUUUGCUUUUUGGGGCAAUUUGCUUAUUGAUAUUAGUAGGAAAAAUGGUAGCUUUGUUUCGUUUUUACGGGUUUUUGAGGAGAAUUGUAGGAUUGCUAAUGAGGAGAAGCUAAAUUUUUUGAAACCUGACUUGGCUGCAUGUAAUGCUGCCUUGGAGGGUUCCUGCUGCAAUCUUCAAUCUGUGUCUGAUGCUGAAAAAGUUGUGGAAACAAUGUCCGUUUUGGGCAUUCGGCCUGAUGAGUUGAGUUUUGGUUUUCUUGCUUAUUUGUAUGCAUUGAAAGGGCUUGAUGACAAGAUAAUUGAGCUUGAAAAAUUAAUGGAUGGUUUUGGUUUUUCUAGUAAAAAGGUCUUCUAUAGUAGUUUGAUUAGUGGGUAUGUUAAGUCUGGCAAAUUAGAUUCAGUUUCAUCAAGCAUUCUGUCUAAUUUGAAGGAAUAUGGUGGAAAAGAUUUGGAUUUUGGUGAUGAAACCUACUGUGAAAUGGUUAAAGAAUUUCUUCAAAAUGGAGGUAUCAAGAGUUUAGCUAGUUUGAUUAUCGAAGCCCAAAAGUUGGAGUCUUCUACAACAGCUGCUGAUAGGUCACUGGGAUAUAGGAUUGUUAGUGCCUGUGUUGACCUUGGCUUAUCAGACAAGGCCCAUAGUAUUCUUGAUGAAAUGAAUGCACAGGGAAGUUCUGUGGGGCUUGGAGUUUAUGUGCCAAUCUUAAAGGCAUACAGCAAAGAGCAGAGAACAGCUGAAGCUACUCAGUUAGUCAUGGAUAUCAGUAAUUCGGGGCUUCAGUUGGAUGCGGAGAGCUAUGAUUCACUCAUAGAAGCAGCCAUGACUUGCCAAGAUUUUCAGUCAGCUUUUACAUUGUUUAGGGACAUGAGAGAUGCAAGACUACCAGAUCUGAAAGGAAGUUACCUAACUAUAAUGACAGGUUUGAUGGAGAACCAUAGGCCAGAGUUAAUGGCUGCAUUUUUAGAUGAAGUUGUAGAAGACCCUAGAAUUGAAGUGAAAACACAUGACUGGAAUUCAAUCAUUCAUGCUUUUUGUAAAGCUGGUCGAUUAGAAGAUGCAAGGAGGACUUUCAGAAGGAUGGUGUUCCUGCAGUUUACGCCAAAUGCUCAAACAUAUUUGUCCAUGAUUAAUGGGUAUGUGACUGCAGAGAAAUACUUCAGUGUUCUCAUGCUGUGGAAUGAGGUGAAGCGCAAGAUUACCGUUGAUGGUGAGAAAGGCAUAAAAUUGGAUCAUAACUUGGUGGAUGCAUUCUUAUAUGCUUUGGUUAAAGGGGGUUUCUUCGAUGCAGUCAUGCAAGUUGUGGAGAAAUCUCAAGAGAUGAAGAUUUUUGUGGACAAGUGGAGGUACAAGCAAGCAUUCAUGGAAAACCAUAAGAAGCUCAAAGUGGCAAAGUUAAGGAAAAGGAACUUCAGGAAAAUGGAAGCACUUAUUGCUUUUAAAAAUUGGGCAGGUCUAAAUGCAUGAAUUUUGAUAAAAUGACAAUUUUCUUAUGGUUUAAAGCCAAUGUUGGUCCGUCCACUUUUGUUCAUUAUCAUCCCUGUAAAAACAUAUUUGUCCCAAUUUUUUCUUUAAGUAUAAACGUCUCACAUUUUU